Messenger RNA from Solanum stenotomum, 2990 nucleotides. RefSeq names its product disease resistance protein RPP13-like. Gene Ontology annotation, biological process: defense response to other organism. NCBI's taxonomy places the organism in Eukaryota, Viridiplantae, Streptophyta, Magnoliopsida, Solanales, Solanaceae. The record is from RefSeq and is a predicted model, not a curated record. The coding region runs from base 1 to 2538 and encodes 845 amino acids. Gene Ontology annotation, molecular function: ADP binding. The transcript has 4 exons.
AUGCAAGCUUUCUUCAAAGAUGCCGAAAAAAAGAAAGAACAAGAUAACCUCGUGCAGCAGUGGGUAUUUGAAAUCACGUCUGUUGCUAAUGAAGCUGUGUCCAUCUUAGAAGCAUACAGUUUGGAUGCGGCAAAAGAUGGUGAUCAUGCUGUUGGAUUUGUUGAUCAUCUUAAGGCUUAUGCUUGCAUCUGUCAGAAGGAGGAGAAAUUACACAACAUUGGGAAGAACAUCCAGUCCCUCAAGAAAAGAGUCAUGGAUAUGUCUCGAAAACGAGAUACCUAUGGCAUUACUCACAUCAAUAAUAAUGCUGAAGAAAGAUCAAGUAAUAGGGCAAAUGAUCUGUCUUCCACAUCAAUAAGAACAUUGAGGAGAGCAGUGUCCUAUGCAGAUGAAGAUCAACUCUUUGUUGGCUUUCAAGAGGUCUUUCAAAGACUACUUGAUGAACUUCUCAAAAAGGAGUCUCGCCGAAAUGUCAUUUCAAUUUAUGGCAUGGGUGGGUUGGGAAAGACCACUCUCGCAAGAAACCUGUAUAACUCCCCAAGUCUAAUCACUACCUUUCAAACUCGUGCUUGGAUAUGCGUCUCUCAACAGUAUAGUACCCAAGACCUCCUUCGGAGUAUCAUAAAAUCUAUCGAAGGUUGCAGUGAAGAAAUGCUAAAAAUGCUGAAGGAGAUGACGGAGAGAGAUCUAGAAACUCACCUCCGUAAUCUAUUGAAAGAGCGCAAAUACCUUGUGGUGGUUGAUGAUGUAUGGCAUCGAGAAGCCUGGGAGAGCCUGAAAAGAGCCUUACCGGAUAACAAAAAUGGCAGUAGAGUUAUCCUAACGACACGAAAGGAGGACGUGGCUGAAAGAGUCGAUGGCAAAGGUUUCUCCCAUAAACUUCGAUUUCUAAAUAAUGAAGAAAGUUGGGACCUUUUAUGCAAGAAACUACAUCCAGAGAAUAAGAUGGUUGGUGCUUACUUGUUCUCCCCAUCAAUGGAAAGGCUAGCUAUGGAAAUGGUGGACAAGUGCAGAGGAUUACCACUUGCUAUUGUGGUACUAGGUGGGCUACUUUCCUACAGAAAGGGAGUGGAUGAAUGGCAAAAGGUGAAGACACAUCUUUGGCAGCAUAUGAAGAAUGACUCUGUUGAGAUAACUCACAUCCUAUCAUUGAGCUACAGUGAUUUGUCAUUUGAGCUUAAGCAAUGCUUUUUAUACAUUGGCAUUUUCCAAGAAGAUCAUGUGAUCGACACUGAAAAGUUGAUGUAUCUGUGGCUGGCAGAGGGAUUCAUACCAAGAAUUAGAGAAGAACAUAUGGAGGAUAUUGCAGAAAACUUCCUACAUGAGCUAAUAAGUCGAAGCUUGAUUCAAGUUGCGGAGACAUUCUUUGAUAAAAUUCUUACAUGUAGGAUACACGACCUACUUCGGGAUCUUGCUGUACAGAAAGCCAUGGAGGUUAACUUGUUUGACAUUUAUGAUCCAAGAGUAAACUUGGUCACCCCAUUUCGUCACCGACAUGCUAUUCACACGCAAACUCAAAGGUAUCUGUCACUUGAUCUCUCAGAAUUGAAGGUAAGGUCAAUAUUGCUCCUUGACAAAGAAUUUAAGCACUUGGAUGAUAAAAAGUUUAUAAAGUUAUGUACAACGUUCCUGCAUUUAUAUGUGCUGGACUUGGAGAAUAUCUAUAUUGUCGGGAAUAAACUGCCUGUUGCUAUUGGCAAUUUGGUACACCUCAAGAUCUUAGGCUUGUCUAACACCAAUCUUUUCAAACUCCCAUCCUCCAUUGGCAAACUAAAAAACCUACAAACGCUGGAUGCACUGAUUGAUGACUGUUGCCCAUGCAAAUUACCUUCUCAGAUAACCCAGCUCACAAAUUUGAGACAUUUAAUUACUCGAUAUGAGGUUCCUUUGCAAGUUGACGGGCUGACAAAUCUACGAACUCUGAAAUUUAUUCGUUGUGAUCAGUGGAAACAUACUGAUGCUUCUGGUUUAGUCAACCUUCAAGAAUUGGGCAUGGAAAAGAUUGAGAAAUCUUACUCUCUAAAAUCCAUUGGCAGCCUGAAAAGCCUCACCACCUUGUUUCUCGUUUGCAGUUAUGGUGAAACUUUUCCUCCCCUUGAUCCUCUUUCUUCUUGUGAAAACCUUCAGAGAUUGUGGUUAUCAGGAAGAAUAGAAGAAGUAGCAAUUGUAAACAAUCUGCCAAAAUCCAUCACUGUGUUAGUCCUACAGUCUACAGCACUCUUUACAGGACUCGAGGAAGAUCCAAUGCCAAUUCUGGGGAAGCUUCCAAACUUAAAGCAUCUUGAGUUAUCACGGGCUUACAAUGGAAAGAAAAUUACUUGUAACGGCAACAGUUUUGGUCAGCUGGAGACCCUUAGACUUGGUGAUCUUAAAAAUCUAGAAAGCUGGCAUAUUCACACAACUGCUAUGAGUGUUCUUAAAAGUCUGACUAUAUUUGGGUGUCUGGAGCUGAAGAAAAUUCCAGAAAGAUUGGAACAUAUUGCUGUUCUUGAUGGUAAUCAAAGCCAAAGGGAGUACUAUUAUCAGUUCCCAAAUUAACUAGCUAGGAACUUGCUGCAUGUCUGAAGCUUUUGAGGAGAAUGCUGAUCUCUGGGCAAUGACAAGAGUUGGAAGCUGGAGAGUCGCGCAAAUAUUUACUGCUUUUAUGAUUUUUUUUUUUCCCUCCAUCUUAGUUCAGUGACACAAUGUCUGUCAUGUUCAUGUCACACGCCACGAUAGCUGCUGUACUUUUGGAUAGGACCCUUAACGAUGAAGCUCGUAAAGACAAUGGCUCACAUUGAUGGGACAAGUUUGUGUUGCAUACUAAAGAUGUUUGAAGUGAUGAGUUCUAUAAAUUACCAUGCCAUCACUUGAACUUUUCCUUUAUUAUGUUCUUCAUUUUCCUUCAUAAAACUAUGUUAUUUUGUUGCCUUAAUUGUCUCUGUCAAAGAUAAUUAAUUGUAUUAUUGCAAAAACAGUGUCUAAAGCUAAGAUCAAUCAUUAACAGUACA